Messenger RNA from Lathyrus oleraceus (garden pea), 798 nucleotides. RefSeq lists its product as uncharacterized. The transcript is spliced from 4 exons. NCBI's taxonomy places the organism in Eukaryota, Viridiplantae, Streptophyta, Magnoliopsida, Fabales, Fabaceae. The coding region runs from base 1 to 798 and encodes 265 amino acids. Gene Ontology annotation, molecular function: nucleic acid binding. The record is from RefSeq and is a predicted model, not a curated record. Gene Ontology annotation, biological process: DNA integration.
AUGGGUCUUGGUGGUGUACUGAUGCAAAAUGGUCAGGUUGUUGCUUAUGCUUCCAGAAAAUUGAAGAUUUUGAGGCAUUAUCUUUUUGGAUCUAGGUUCGGAGGUGUUCAACGAUCACAAGAGCCUGAAGCUAAUGUUGUAGCUGAUGCAUUAAGUAGGAAGUCAUUACAUGUGUCAAUGCUUAUGGUUCGAGAGUUAGAACUGAUUGAACAAUUCAGAAAUAUGAGUCUAGUAUGUGGAGAGACUCCUAAUAGUGUGAAGUUGAGUAUGCUGAAGUUGACUAGUGAUAUUCUCGAAGAAAUUAAAAAAGGUCAGAAAUCUGAUUUGGGUUUGGUGGAUUGUCUCAUGUUAAUUAACCAAGGUAACAAGGGUGAUUUUCGGGUUGAUGAGAAUGAUGUGGUGAGGUUCAGAGAUAGGGUAUGUAUUCCAGAUGUGCCAGAAAUUAAGAAGAGCAUUCUUGAGGAGGGUCACGGAAGUGGGCUAAGUAUUCAUCCUGAGUGGAAAUGGGAUAACAUUUUCAUGGAUUUUGGGACAGGUCUACCGAAGACUUCGAAGGGAUGUGCUUCUAUUUGGGUGAUUGUUGAUAGAUUAACCAAAUCGGAUCAUUUUAUACCAAUGAGGAUCAAUUAUUCCUUGCAGAAGCUAGCCAGAUUGUAUAUUAAUGAGAUUAUGAAGUUGCAUGGUAUUCCUUCAAGUAUUGGGUCUGAUAGAGAUCCGAGAUUCACAUCAAGAUUCUGGGAGAUUUUGCAUACGACUUUAGGUACUAAGUUGAGGUUGAGCUCUGCUUAUUAUCCGUAG